CAAAUCGCCACGACGGGAUCGAACAUGUGGAGCCUCUCGGUCAUCAGUCUCUGCUGCGUCUUCGCCGCUGCAACUGCGCAAAGCAGCAUCUACCCAUCCUUGGAAGGCGUGACCGAGGCGACGCCUGCGCCAGGACUGUACGCCGCAGUGGUCAACUACUUAUUCGAUCAAGUGCUCAAGGCGGUGAGCCAGUCGGGCGCUAUCGACCCGCUGACGGUGCCCAACACCACACGGCGCUUUGAGACUAAGUUCAUCGUCAAGGUGCAGGCAGAGGCGGGACUCUACUCGGGACGCCUCACUGGCUUAUCUACAAUGCACAGGACCGGCGACUGUCACGUGAAAGUGGGAAGCGGUGGCGUCGAAAUGCGCGUGGACCUCGGCGCCGGGCCCGUGCGAGCCACCUACCGGGGAGAAGUGAAGCUCAUGGCAUUCAGCCAGGACGUCACCAUCGAUUGCGACGUCAACAGCAUGCAGAUCAUCGUAGAAGCCGUGCAGGCACCCAACGCCAAGCCCGAGUUGAAAAAGUUCUCGGUGCAGAAGCUGCAAGGGGUGCGCGUGGCGAUCCACGGCCUCGGGGCGCUGAGCGGCGUGGCCAACGCGCUCUCCGUUGUGCUCACCACUGUCUUCGAGGAGGAAAUCCGGCGCGCCGUGGAAGACAGCGUACGGAACCUCUUCUCCGAGAAGCUGGCCGAACUGGGAGGCACCAUCCCCUCUGCGCUCGUCGCACUGGGAUAGCCUCAAUCACUCACUCACCAGCAACGCUGAAAUCCAACACUUCUUCAACGUUUCGAGCGCUUGCGUGAGAAUCUGCAAGCUCAAGCUGCACCUAUAGCGGUGAUACUCCUAAAUAUGAACUGGAAAGUAACAUUUUUUUCGAAGUAAUGAAUGCGAAAAUUCCGCGAAUUUCAUCAGACAAAGCUGUCGUUGUGUGCCAAGCAUUUACAGAAGAGAUGCAGAGGCCUAAGUGCAGACAUCCAUACAUUAGUUGCAUUGCUAUGAGACUUUCAACAUUAGCCAAAACUUUGCCAAAAGCAGCCAAACUUAGUCAACAUAAGGCCUCUGCGCUAUCCAAGAGUUGACAGUGCUGAAAUUAUGCGAAUGGAUCUGAUGGGCUUCACACAAAGUGUGUACUCUCAUUCAAUAACUCUUCUAUGUUUAUUGUGAAUUUCUCUAUAAUGAUAGUUAUGGAUCACAGCUUGUGUGUCCUACCGAAUUCUUCCUCAGAAAACUAUUUUGUGCUGACUUCAAAGCUUCUUUUGAAACAUCAGUUCACACCCGAUAGAACUUUUAUGAAUAAUAAGAAACGUUUUGUUGUCGGUCGGGUUUAAGAUCUGUGCAAAAAUAGAAUAUACUUCAUGAGCCAUUAAAACACAUGCUUUCAUCCAAUGCAUUUGUC
Molecule: messenger RNA, 1396 nt
Organism: Rhipicephalus sanguineus (brown dog tick)
Lineage: Eukaryota; Metazoa; Arthropoda; Arachnida; Ixodida; Ixodidae
Exons: 5
Coding region: 25-735 (236 amino acids)
Source: RefSeq, a predicted model, not a curated record